Messenger RNA from Sus scrofa (pig), 5054 nucleotides. RefSeq names its product NIPA like domain containing 2 (gene NIPAL2). Gene Ontology annotation, molecular function: magnesium ion transmembrane transporter activity. Gene Ontology annotation, biological process: magnesium ion transport. Gene Ontology annotation, cellular component: membrane. The record is from RefSeq and is a predicted model, not a curated record. Lineage: Eukaryota; Metazoa; Chordata; Mammalia; Artiodactyla; Suidae.
CCGACAGGCGCGGACCCCGCGGGCAGACCCGCGAGGCGCUUCGCCCCUGGGCAGUGAGGCCCGCGAGGCCUCUGCCUGCCCAAGCCUGGCCGCUGGAAGUAGCGAAACAAGCCGGGCUGCCCCGGGAGGCCCCAGAGCGCUGGGCUCCCCCGGGCACCUGACGCCGCGCGGGGGCGGGAGCCAGGUGGCCGCGGCGCGCCCGCCUGGCCCCCGGCACAGAGCAGGAAGUGGCUCCGGCGCGGCCCGGGCGCGGCCUCUGCAGGGCGCGCCUUCUCCGCGGUGCCUGCCGGUGCAGCCCGGCCGGGAGGCGGCGGGAGCUGGAGCCCAGCGCGGGGAGCGAGACCUAAUGGCGACACCUGCGCCCGGGGGCCCCGGGGACUCCUCCUUGGUCGCUCUGGACGAGCUGUCCCGGAACUUCACGUACGGGGCGCUGGGCGCCGGCAACGGCUCCCUGUCGGGCGCUUGGUACCGCCGGAACCAGAUUCACCUUUUUGGCGCUUUGCUGGCCAUUUUAGGAAACUUGGUAAUCAGCAUUUCCUUAAAUAUUCAGAAAUAUUCACAUCUUCAGUUGGCGCACCAAGAACACCCAAGGCCAUACUUCAAGAGCGUGUUAUGGUGGGCUGGGGUCGCUCUGAUGGCUGUGGGAGAGACCGGAAACUUUGCAGCCUAUGGAUUUGCUCCCAUUACUCUCAUUGCUCCCUUAGGCUGUAUGUCUGUUACAGGUAGUGCCAUUAUUUCCGCUAUGUUUCUGAAAGAAAAUUUGAGAGCCUCAGAUUUACUAGGUAUGACAUUGGCAUUUGCAGGGACAUAUUUAUUGGUGACCUUUGCUCCAAACAUCACUCAGGCUAUCUCCGCAAGAACAGUGCAGUAUUACUUUGUUGGCUGGCAGUUCAUGAUCUAUGUGAUCUUAGAGAUAUUACUUUUCUGCAUUCUCCUAUAUUUCCAUAAAAGAAAAGGAAUGAAACACAUUGUGAUUCUGCUAACCCUGGUGGCACUUCUGGCCUCAGUGACUGUUAUUUCAGUAAAAGCCGUCUCAGGCAUGAUCACUUUUUCUGUGACGGAUAAAAUGCAACUAACUUAUCCCAUCUUCUAUAUCAUGUUUAUCACCAUGAUAGCGUCUUGUGUUUUCCAAGUCAAGCUCCUUAGUCAAGCCACGAAACUCUACAACACGGCGACGGUGGUGCCAGUUAAUCAUAUUUUCUUUACAACCAGUGCCAUCAUUGCAGGGAUCGUAUUUUAUCAGGAAUUCCUUGGUGCAGCUUUUCUCACUGUAUUUAUAUAUCUUUUUGGGUGUUUUCUGUCAUUCCUUGGUGUGUUUUUGGUGACAAGAAAUCGAGAAAAGGAACAUCUGCCACAAUCUUACAUUGACUUUGGAAAUGUUCCUGGGAAACAAAUGUUGGACAAAAUACAACCAGAUUCAAAUGGCUUAUCCUAUGGAACGUUGCCUGAUGGAAGUGACUCCACAAAGAGCCCGAGUGGAGAGAAGAAAGAGGUCUGAAAUGCCGAGAGGGAUGGCUGCUGGCCUGUUAUUUGAUACCACCUUUUAAAAAACUGCACAUGUUCCAUUUGUGUCAGCAGCUAUUUUACGCUGACAUGUGCUCGCAUUAGUUUCAGUCCUUCACCCCGCUCUCCUGUCUGUGGACGAUCGGGGCCUUCCUCAGCUUUGACAGUCUAAUGUUUUCACGGAAUGUCAUUGGAAGUGGUCCCCACACACAGGACCUCUCCCUCGUGUUCAUCUCACUGGCUAGAUCUUUAGAUCUUUUCUUUUUUUUUUUUUUUUUUGUCUUUUCUAGAUCUUAAUUAGAGCCUGGCUGCCCAAGCAGGCAUGUCACACAAAAAUGUGCAUCCACGAUUUGGCUGUAGAACACAUAGGGUGCUUUUCCUACACAGCUUGCAAUGUCGCUUGCUCUGCUUUAAAGAGACACUUUAGCCCUGCAAACCUGCACCAAAGGUUUGAGAGCAUUCAUUUUUCCUAAGAUCGCUUUUAUUAACCUCCCCAUAAAUAUUUCACCUUUCUAUUCCCAAAUUAGAGUGGUGAAUCAUGUGUUCUGAAAACUAACCCUAUUGUAAACAUCCUUUGAGAAUUAACGUUGUCUUUAAAGUUAGAAUUUAUAACCCAUUCUAUCUGUGAUGGGGUGUACUAAAACCACGAGACCUUGGUUGGAGGACUUGUUAAGCUUAAGAAAGGAAAAUUUUAAGAAUUAGUACUGGUGGAGUUCCCGUUGUGGCACAGCAGAAACAACUCCAACUAGUAUCCCUGAGGAUGCGGGUUCAAUCCUUGGCCUCCCUCAGUGGGCCGGGGAUCCAGCAUUGCUGUGAGCUGUGGUGUAGGUCACAGACACAGCUUGGAUCCUGCAUUGCUGUCGCUGUGGUGUAGGCUGGCAGCUGUAGCUCCGGAUUUGACCCCUAGUCUGGGAACAACCAUAUGCUGUGGGUGUGGCCCUACAAAACAAAACAAACAAACAAACAAAAUUAGUACUGGAGUUCCUGUUGUGGCUCAGCAGAUUGAGAAACAGACUAGUAUCCAUGAGGAUGCAGGUUCAAUCCCUGGCCUUGCUCAGUGGCCUAAAAAAAAAAUUUAGUACCAAUUUGGAGUUCCCACUGUGGUGCAGUGGGUUAAGGAUAUGGCAUUGCUGCAGCUGCAGCAUAGAUCAAAGCUAUGGCUCAGAUUAGAUCCCUGGCCUGGCAGGUGUGCCUCCCCCCCCCAAAAAAAGAAAAAGAUAAAGAAGAAAAAUCAGUACCGAAUUUUUAAUAAAAAUGUAGGACGGUGAUGUUUUCUUCAGCUAUAUGAUCCUAUUGUACCUGAAUUGAAACUGAAGAGAAACUUCAUAUCCUAUGCCUUUAUUUGUGUAGAAAAUUAUAAUUUAUCAAGUGGGUUUUUACAUUCUAACCUCCAACAUAAGUCUCAAAAAUCAUAUUUAAAUUCCUAGCGAUAUCUUUACGUACACACCAUUUCUUCCCCAAGUCAUUACUGCCAGCUUUCGAAUAACAUAAAAUUCCUCUAUAUAAAAGAACAGUUCUGAUUAGAGAACUGAAUUUCAGCCAUUUAAAUCUGAGAACACGGCCAGGUGGUCCAACCUGAGUCUAGGGAGGAAGCCCAGGUGUUCCUGCAUCCUGAAUGGCUCUUCUGCUGCCAUAAGCACAUAUCUAAGAAGAUGUGUUUGUGGGGAGAGUCCAUUAUCAUAUCUGUUAUUAUUCACGAUCUCCUAAUAUUUAAGUGAGAAGAAAAGAGCAAAAAUUCAUUGUAACCAACAUCAAAUAAUAAUAAUAAUAAUCAGUGACAGUUCAGAAUCUUCAGAUCACUUCUGACAUGAAGGUCCAAUAUUACCCCAGCCAACUAUCUUGCAUUUGUUUGGUUGUUUAACUCAGAGCUAUUGAAACUGUAAUCUUAACUGCGUCAGGCCUUUUAGCUCUGUUCUUGGUCGUGACCUGCACUCCCUGACCAGAUCAACCAAACCUGCCCACAAAGGCAAGAUUUGAAUCCAUCACCAAAGUCUGAAUAAUAACCUGGAGCCCAGGUCUGGCUUUUGAAUUCCUGGUAACAAUCCCUGCUCUUGUGGAAAGUGUCCCACUAAUUCAAAUAACAUAGUCGUAUAAUUUAUAGCAUGUUUUACUGAAUUGGUCCAACAUGUUGGCACGGGAAGGCUCCGCUAAAAUGUGUCUGGUGUCUUAAACUACAGAUUUCUGGUGACUCUUGAAACUGCUUUCAAAGAUUUGGAAAAUAAUUAGAAGAAUUUUCCUUGAAGUGGGACUAUAUUUAUAGCUACAGCACGUGGUUUUGCGCAUUGUAGAAUUUUGCACAGACACAAGCUUAAUACCAACACUUCAGUGGUCGCCAACAUUUGCAUCUUUUAAAAGUUGUAAGGAAUGACAUUGACUUAUGCACAUUUAUGCAAUUCAGCAAGGCUUUACAAGUCCAGGUAACCUAUAUGUUUGGACCUAAUUUUACUUUCCAUAUUGUUUCUCCAAAGCAAGGUGAAUAGGAGUUUUACUUGUACUGGCUUGUAAAGAUUUUUUAAAUUACGUAGUGCAUGACAACGACCAAACCCAACCCAGUCCUUCUCUUGGCAUUGUGAAUUGGGGACGUUUAGCCAACACUUGGCUCAUCUGACUGUCUAGACCAGAGGUCUGCAAACUUUUCCUGUAAUGACACAGAGAGUAAAUAUUUGGGGGUUUAUUGGCCAUACAGUGUCUGUCGCAACCACUCAAGUCUGUCCUUUGUAGCAUGAAAGCAGCCACAAAUAAUAUAUAAACAAAUAAGCAUGGCUGGUGCCAGUUAAACUUUAUUCGCAAAAGCAGGUGGCCAGCCGUGGGCCAUUGAGUUUUCAAACCUUGGUCUAGACUCCUCUGCCCUUGCUAUGCAGCUUCUUUCUUAUUCCUUGGGCAUUUGAAAAUUUAGAAAACAAACCGGAUACCAUGCAAGUGUUAGCCAUGUCUUGAGAUUUACAUUAAGAUCUUAUUGCUUUGGGGAGUUCCCAUCAUGGCACAGUGGUUAAUGAAUCCUACUAGGAACCAUGAGGCUAUGGGUUUGAUCCCUGGCCUCACUCAGUGGGUUAAGGAUCCAGUGUUGCUGUGAGCUGUGGUGUAGGUUGCAGACAAGGCUUGGAUCCUGUGUUGCUGUGGCUCUGGUGUAGGUUGGCUACAGCUCUGAUUAGACCCCUAGCCUGGAAACCUCCACAUGCUGCAGGUGCGGCCCUAGAAAAGGCAGAAAGACAAAAAGAAAAAAAAAGGGAAAAAAAAGAUCUUAUUGCUUGGGAAAGAUACAAACAGAAGCAAUGAGUCCAUUAUUGGUGCCCAGGUUUCUCUCUCUUGAAGGCGGUGGUUCUUUUGUGAGCACCACUAACUAUAUUGAGAGAACCUCUCUGAUCCCACACUUCAAGUGGAUAAUUCCUUCAAAACUGAGUAGCAAUUACCUCUCAUGUAGUAGAUUAAAGCAGAGGUCCUUACCAUCUGAUUGUUUUCAGUUUAAAUGUUUGCUUACUCUGUAACUAUAUGACUUUCAUCACCAAAAUCACCUGAAAAAAAUACAAUAAAAAUUUUUUUUCCGACAGUGA